Messenger RNA from Botrytis fragariae, 246 nucleotides. RefSeq lists its product as uncharacterized. The record is from RefSeq and is a predicted model, not a curated record. Bases 1 to 246 code for a protein of 81 amino acids. The transcript is spliced from 2 exons. Lineage: Eukaryota; Fungi; Ascomycota; Leotiomycetes; Helotiales; Sclerotiniaceae.
AUGCAUCAGUACAUUCGAAUAUCUGACCCAUGUAAAGAACGUUGGAAAACCACCUUUCGUGUUACCGAAGGAAGUCGUUUCCGAAAGGAUCUUGUGAGCGCUGAAACUUCUGAAGCUUUCUGGAAUCUGUCUUCGGAGACUACUACUGCAAGUGAUGUCAAGACCCUGGCUGAUGAGUGCGAGGAACCUUCAACGGUCGAUUUGAGUAAAAGGGUUCAUUACUUCGACUCUCCAUUACUCACUUGA